UAGCCAAACCGUUUGAAAGUAUCUAACCAUCAUCGUCGGACGAGUGAGUAUCGCGAUUCGGUACCAAGAAAUGUGGGUUACUGGUCUAGAAAACAACAAAACCAUCAGUCGCCAUUCCGUUAAAGACGUUGACCAAGGAUGGACAUCAAAUCGGUGUUGGUAUUCUUCGCAUUUGCGGUCGUCUCAGCUAGAACAACGUGCAAAACGUAUGACCAAGUGAAUAAGGAGAAUAUCCGGAACUGUUUGGACGAAAAGGAUGGAAAUGAUGAUAGAACAACUAAAGAAAAUAACACUGAUGAAAUAUACCACAUCAGCAACUUAGUCAUGAAACUCACGAACGAAACUUUAAGCAUAUCCUUCAAACCGGAUCAUGCAGAAGGAAGAAAAAUGAAGACUUCAACGUCGAAUUUGAUCCAGUACGCCCUCAUUCCAGCUUUCUUCAUGUCAGGCGUGAUGCCGUGGAUCAUGCCAAAAUUGCAAAUGGCCGUCAUGGUGGUAUCGAUGGUGAACAAUAUGGUUUUCACUAGCGCCUUAUUUUCGCUCGUGAGGAAUUUCGUCUUUGACAAGAAGCCUGAUGAACAUGUGAUUUAUGUCAACAAUGGAUAUAAGAACAAAUUGAAUCAUCACAGGAGAACUGGACAAUAGUCGUUAGAACAUUUUCAUCAAUUGAAGACACUCUUCCAUUCUACAGGGUUCUACAUGUUCCAAAGAUGACGUCAUUUACACAGAAUAGUCAGUUCAGUGUUUAUGAAAGAGACA
Messenger RNA from Psylliodes chrysocephalus, 759 nucleotides. The record is from the annotation of a GenBank genome assembly. NCBI's taxonomy places the organism in Eukaryota, Metazoa, Arthropoda, Insecta, Coleoptera, Chrysomelidae.